GGCUGGAGGUGCGGCUGACUGGUGCUGGGGUCUGAGUGCUUCCACCAGGAGCUCUCGCGUUCGUGACGAUGUCGGACCCCGCGUGGCGAGACUCGCGUGGGCGCCCGGCCGAGCUCCCCGGAGACCUGUCCUCACAGGAGGAGGAAGAGGAGGAGGGCGAUUCCGACGCCGGGGCCAGCGACUUGGACUCCUGCUCCUCAGCCAGCAGCGACACUGAUCUGGAGCCCGAGUGGCUGGACAGUGUGCAGAGGAAUGGCGAGCUGUUUUACCUGGAACUGAGUGAGGAUGAGGAGGAGAGCCUCCUUCCGGAGACACAGACCGUGAACCACGUCAGGUUCAGUGAGAAGGAGGUCAUCAUUGAAGAGGAUGACUCUAGAGAAAGAAAGAAGCAUGAACCCAAGCUCAAGCGCUUCACCAAGAUCCUGAAGAGCAAAAGACUUUUACCUAAGCGCUACCACAAAAAGAGCAGCAAUGGCAGUGGCCCGGUGUCCAUUCUGAAGCAUCAGUCCAACCAGAAGACCGGGGUCACUGUGCAACAGCGGUACAAGGAUGUGACUGUCUAUAUCAACCCCAAAAAGCUAACGGUCAUCAAACCCAGGGAGCAGCUCAAACUCCUGGAAGUGCUGGUGGGAAUCAUCCAUCAGAGCAAGUGGAGCUGGAGGAGAAGCGGGAAGCCGGCCGAUGGAGAGAGGCUUGUGGUGCAUGGCCUGUUGCCAGGAGGCUCUGCCAUGAAGAGCGGCCAGGUCCUGGUUGGCGAUGUCCUUGUUGCCGUGAAUGAUGUAGAUGUGACUUCUGAAAACAUAGAGAGAGUUCUGUCUUGCAUCCCUGGACCAAUGCAGGUGAAGCUGACAUUUGAAAAUGCCUAUGCAGUGAAAAAGGAAACAACCCAACCAAAAAAGAAAAAGCCACAGUCGAGCAUGAACGAUUUGGUGAAACUUCUAAGCGGGUCGGAGGCCGAUGGCACCCAGCACAGUAUCCUGGGAGCCCCCCACAUCACCAUGUACCUCUCACUGCAGCUCCAGUCAGAGGUCUCCAAGGAGGAGCAGGAAAUUCUGUACCAUUACCCAGUGUCUGAAGCCUCUCAGAAACUCAAGAGUGUGAGGGGGAUUUUUCUCACCCUCUGUGACAUGCUGGAAAGUGUGACUGGGACGCCAGUUACUAGCUCAUCCCUCCAUUUAAAUGGGAAACAAAUUCACGUUGCUUUCUUGAAGGAGUCUGACAAGUUGUUGUUAAUUGGCCUGCCUGCUGAAGAAGUUCCUCUUCCCCAGCUAAGGAACAUGAUAGAAGAUGUCGCCCAAACCCUGAAGUUCAUGUAUGGUUCUUUAGACAGUGCCUUUUGCCAGGUUGAGAACACUCCUCGCUUGGAUCAUUUCUUCAGCUUGUUCUUUCAACGAGCUCUCCAGCCUGACAGGUUGCAUCUCAGCGCCAGCCCCAGUGCGAAGCAGUACGAUGCAGCCAGUGCCGUGCUUUUGGACAGCCUCCCUGGAGUGCGUUGGCUCACACUUCCACAGGAGCUCAAGGUGGAACUGGACACAGUGUUGAGUGACCUUGAGGCUGCUGACUUCGAAGAACUGUCCGAGGAUUACUGUGACAUGAGACGGCUGUACACAAUUUUGGGGUCUUCUCUGUUUUACAAGGGUUAUUUGGUGUGCAGCCAUCUACCCAAGGAUGAUGUUGUUGAGAUUGCUGCGUACUGUCGCCAAUACUGCCUACUGCCUUUAGCAGCAAAGCAAAGAAUUGGCCAGCUAAUAGUAUGGAGAGAAGUCUUCCCGCGGCACCACCUCCAGCCUCCUUCAGACUCAGACACCGAGGUCUUCCAGGAGCCUGAAGGGAGAUAUUUUUUACUAAUUGUUGGACUGCGCCAUUAUGUGUUAUGUGUGCUGUUAGAAGCUGGAGGCUGUACAUCUAAAGCUAUUGGGAAUCCUGGUCCAGACUGUAUCUAUGUAGAUCAGGUCAGAACAACUCUUCAUCAGCUGGAAGGGGUAGACUCCCGCAUUGAAGAACGGCUAGCCUCAUCUCCGGGGCCCUGCCUGUCUUGUGCUGACUGGUUCCUUGCUGCACCACGCGAAAAGGCUGAUAGUUUGACCACUUCACCUAUCCUCAGUAGACUACAGGGGUCCGCCAAAACAGCGACCUCUCCAACAUGCAGAAGAACCUUUUUCAGUGACUAUUCCUUCAAGGCACGGAAGCCCAGUCCCUCCCGGAGCAGUGGCGGAUGUGAGCCUGGUGAAGCUGGAGAAGGUGUUGGUCUGAGCCCACACACUACCCCGGAUGCAGUACGGAAGCAAAGAGAAGCCGAUGGUUCGGAGGACAGCGUGGCAUUGCUUAAGCUCGCUAAGAAGAAGUCGACACUUCCAAAUCCAUUUCAUUUGGGAAAUUCAAAAAAAGAACUUUCAGAAAAAGACGUGGAAGUCUAUAACAUGAUGAAAUUGACCUCCGGUCCGGAGAAUACACUCUUCCACUAUGUCGCCUUAGAAACAGUGCAGGGCAUCUUCAUCACCCCCACCCAUGAAGAGGUGGCUCAGCUAGGCGGUUCCGUCCACGCUCAGCUAAUUAAGAAUUUCCAUCAGUGUUGUCUCUCUAUUCGUGCAAUUUUCCAACAGACAUUGAAGGAAGAGAGAAGGAGAGCGCUGCGUGGUGGGGGUUGUCCGGAGCCUGCAGACUCGGUGUCGUCUCUGACCCCCGUGAAAGAGCAUGGUGUGCUCUUUGAAUGCUCGCCUGAGAACUGGACCGAUGAGAAGAAAAGCCCGCCAGUUAUGGCUUACUGGGUGGUGGGGAGGCUCUUCCUUCACCCAAAACCUCAGGAACUUUAUGUGUGUUUUCACGACUCGGUCACAGAAAUUGCCAUUGAAAUGGCAUUUAAAUUGUUCUUUGGAUUAACAUUGUAGCUAUGUUUGUAGGAUACAAAGCAACACACAAAUGGACCAUGCGAGAGUGCCAGGAUGGCUGAAAUCGACAUAUAAAGAUAAGGCUCAGCUUAGUCACUUUUCAGUAUUGAACUUCUCUUGUUAAAUGUUGAGAGGCAGUGCUGUUGGGUUGGUGUGUCAGACAUCCGAGCAGAUACUUGGUCAGAGUAUGGAGACAAGAUUACUAAUUUAUUGCCAUUUUGGUAUACCAUGCUAAUUUAUUGAAUAGUUUUAAAUAAUGUGAAUUCUUUAAUAAAAAAUUAAUAUAGAUGUUUAUUUGGGGAUCAUAUUCAACUCAUUUUUUAAAUUGAAACCCAAUGCUGACUUACACGGUGAAGGGAUCAUGAAAUAGAAGAGGUGACGAGGUUCUGUAUCGGUGAGCUCUGUGUUGUGAGGAGCCCUCACCUGUCAGGCUCAGAGAAUCUGUGUACUAAUAACAUUAUUACUGCAUUGGGAGUUUUUAAAAUCCCAGUUAAGAAAAAUGCAUUGUUUUCAUGGUAUGUAUUAGUCAGUAUCUAAAUUUGCAAUAUUUGUGUUCUGGUUGCUUAGCAAAUCAAAGGCUUCUCAUUCGUCUCAGUAUUUUAGAAGAUCCUUUCCUGCAGACGAAGAGGGGAAGGAUGGAAGUUAAAAGUUAAUUUAUAUUUAUUCAGUUCUCUUUAUUCUUUGUGAUAAGCUUUAUUUUGGAUUAGGAGACUUAUUUUUGAAUUUUUAAUCAUCCAUAAGUUUUUUUUCUUCUGUUGAAGUACAUUCUGGUACACAUACAUUUUAUAUCACCUCUAGCGGAUCAUACUUAAAACACUGGAAGAGGGCUGGAGAGAUGAUUCAGAAGUCAUGAGCAGGCACCUCACAGGAAAAGCCCUAAGUUCAGCUCCCAGCACCCACAUCAGACAGCUCACAACCACCUGUAACUCCAGGGAAUCCUUUGGCUUCCGCAGAUAUGCAUGUGAGCACGCACACACACAGUGCAUACACACAGACACACAAGCACACAAUUAGAAAAUAAAAUCCCUUUGAAAACACUGAACCAAACUGUUUAACAGUGUCCUCGGGUAACUUCUUUUAUAAAAUACUAGUUUUUGUCCUAGAGAUAAGCAUCAGUCUGUAUUUCCCAAAGGGAGAGGGAGCACUUUAACCAACAGCUGUUCCCUGAGCUUCAGUAGUAGAGAAGACUGAGUAGACAUUGAUUUCAUUGGCCAUGAGAAUUCAGUAUAUUGAAGAAAAGAAAAAUAUAGUAAAUACUACAUUUAUUAUUACCAUCUACCCGGUGAGCAUCCCACAUGCUCAAUAGUCCCCACACCUUACAGUCCUGGGUAGCUUCUCCUUCAGGGAUUACCAUGUUGGAAGGAAGCUAACUGAAGUCGAUCUAAAGUUCAUCCUGCAUUUUCCCUCCUUUAAACAUGAGCGUUCCAGCUGAAACUACAAAGUGUAUCGGCGCACCCCGAGCCGUUUAGCGUUCCAGCUGAAACUACAAAGUGUAUCAGUGCACCCCGAGCCGUUUGGUCUUGUAAAAAACUUUACCCUCUGUUGUCAGUUAAGAGGUUCUCAUAGAGGCAUUGGUGACAGACACCGGCUGUUUAUAUCACCAGUGACUUCUGGGCUUUAAUUUCAGCUUUCAAGGCAGAGAAAGAAAUUCUGGAUCUUGAAGGGUAGAAAAGAGUUUGAACUAUCUCCCCUUUAACAAGAGUCAAAUUGGCUAAGGCUGUCCUCUGUCUCAGACUGCCUGUGUGCCAAUGUAUGUGUCCCAGCAUUUCUAAACGUAUUUAUUAAAUGCUUUAAGUUUCUGAAUAGACCCUUAAAUCCCAAGCUGUUUCUAAUACUGAUCGUUAUAUUCAGUGUAGCCGUGGUCACCUCAGAUUUUCAAAUAGAAGAUACUAAGACUUGGGAUUUUAAUACAGAGAACUUUUUUCCCAGUUAAAUUUUGAUCUGUUGGUGCUUUUUUGGUGUCAGAUAACCAUGAGAACGCUAUUUUAAAAGGGGUGUAAAACUAGAAAGCAGAUAACAGAUCUUAAAGAUGGGCCAUUUGCUGUGUGGCCCAUGUUGAAGAGGCAUUGCAUUUUGAAAAAAUAAAAUGCUGUCUUCUUUUUCAUCUCCAGGAGAGCAUUGGUGGUAAACUUAGCUGACCAUUUCUCUGAAUAGUUCAGACUCACACCUGAAAUGCAAUCAGUCUUACUGUUGGGCAUUAAAGUCCUGUCUGUCUCUGUUACAGGGAGCGGACAGAGAGACAUAGCGAUGGGCUCUCAGAGAAACCUUCCUGAGUUAGGCUUCAUUCACAUCCUAAUACUAAUGUUCCAGAGAUCAUGAGAUACAGUGUCUACCUAACAUUCCUCGAAAGUCAGACACAGCCAGGCAUGGUGCCGUAUGCCUCUAACCCCAGUGUUCAGGAGGCUGAGGCAGGAGGAUAUAAUAAAUUCAAGCACAGGCAGGGCUAUACAACAAGGCUCUAUCUCAAACAAACAAAACACAAGGACUUUCUUACUUCUGUCACGUGUUUCUUGGCCCCAAAUAAAUUUUAGACUCUUGCCCUUUCUCUCCCUCUUCUCCCUAUCCGUGGCUUUCUUUUGGCUCUGUCAUGUCAGAGAACUGUACCUAGGAGGGUACAAAGUCUUUGACUUUUUUUGCCAAGGGACAGUGGAUGACAAUGUGUGCCUAACAAAAUGGUAAUUGUGAAAUAAUCACUGUCUAAAUAAAAAUUGAAAAAAAAAAACUGUGAAACCAGUCUACGAGGUUUGGCUGCUCUGACCACUGUGUUACAGUGUGUUCUCUAAACUGUGGCUGUCACAUACUCUAACAGACGAGGUGUGAGCUGCAGCCACUACUAACCACCGUUAAGUGCCCUCUGCCUGAGAACAAGGGAAACAGCUGAGUCCAGUCUACCACCACACAACACGACGGGAAUACCUGGGGAAACUACUGCUUACUCUUGUGUUGACAAUAAGGAUGUAUAUUUUGGACAUCUUUUAAAAUAGUGCUGCUAAAACUUGAUCCUACACACCAAAGCUU
Chionomys nivalis (European snow vole) is the source of this 5906-nucleotide messenger RNA. RefSeq names its product inturned planar cell polarity protein (gene Intu). The coding region runs from base 69 to 2888 and encodes 939 amino acids. Gene Ontology annotation, molecular function: protein binding. The transcript has 16 exons. Gene Ontology annotation, cellular component: cilium; cytoplasm. Lineage: Eukaryota; Metazoa; Chordata; Mammalia; Rodentia; Cricetidae. Gene Ontology annotation, biological process: nervous system development; establishment of planar polarity; vesicle-mediated transport. The record is from RefSeq and is a predicted model, not a curated record.